This is a messenger RNA of Urocitellus parryii (Arctic ground squirrel), 1811 nucleotides long. RefSeq names its product leupaxin (gene Lpxn). Lineage: Eukaryota; Metazoa; Chordata; Mammalia; Rodentia; Sciuridae. Gene Ontology annotation, biological process: negative regulation of B cell receptor signaling pathway; endothelial cell migration; transforming growth factor beta receptor signaling pathway. The record is from RefSeq and is a predicted model, not a curated record.
AGUGUUAAGCAAAUACAGGAACCAAAAAAAGUUGUAGAGGCUGCUUUAGACGGUCUCAUUUAGUUCCUUUGUGGUCCUCUUCUUCACCACAUGCCAAAGCAGUUCUUCAUUACCUGUGAGACCAGAACAUCUUGGGUGUGGAACAAUGGAAGAGCUGGAUGCUUUAUUGGAGGAAUUGGAACAAUCCACCCUCCAGGACAAUGAUGAAUAUUCUAACCCAGCUCCUCCUUCCCUGGAUCAGCAUUCCAAAAAGGAGAGUAACCUUGCUGAGGCUUCAAAGAUCCUGCCCCAUCAGGGUAACACAAAUCCCUCCUCGGUGCAGCUUGUGUAUACUACAAGUAUCCAGGAGCCCAAUGUCUACAGUGAAGUUCAAGAGCCAAAGGAAUCACCACCACUUCCUAAAACUUCAGCAGCUGCUCAGCUGGAUGAACUCAUGGCCCAUUUGAGUGAAAUGCAGGCCAAGGUUGUGAUGAAGGCAGAUGCCAGCAAGAAACAGUUUCCAGACAAGCAGGAUCACAAGGCUUCCCUGGAUUCAAUGCUUGGGGGUUUGGAGCAGGAAUUGCAGGACCUUGGGAUUGCCACCGUGCCCAAGGGCCACUGUGCUUCCUGCCAGAAACCGAUUGCUGGGAAGAUGAUCCAUGCCCUAGGACAGUCAUGGCAUCCAGAGCACUUUGUCUGUACUCACUGCAAAGAAGAGAUUGGCUCCAGUCCCUUCUUCGAGCGGAGUGGCUUGGCCUACUGCCCCAAAGACUACCACCACCUUUUUUCUCCACGCUGUGCCUACUGCGCUGCUCCUAUUGUGGAUAAAGUGCUAACAGCAAUGAACCAGACAUGGCACCCAGAGCACUUCUUCUGCUCUCACUGUGGAGAGGUGUUUGGUGCUGAAGGCUUUCAUGAGAAGGACAAGAAGCCAUACUGCAGAAAAGAUUUCUUAGCCAUGUUUUCACCCAAGUGUGGUGGUUGCAACCGCCCAGUGUUGGAAAACUACCUUUCAGCUAUGGACAAUGUCUGGCACCCAGAAUGCUUUGUGUGCGGGGACUGCUUCAGCACUUUUUCUACUGGCUCCUUCUUUGAACUGGAUGGACGUCCAUUCUGUGAGCUCCACUAUCAUCACCGCCGAGGAACCCUCUGCCAUGGAUGUGGGCAGCCCAUCACUGGUCGCUGCAUCAGUGCCAUGGGUCAUAAAUUCCACCCUGAGCACUUUGUGUGUGCAUUCUGCCUGACACAGUUGUCAAAGGGCAUCUUCAGGGAGCAGAAUGACAAGACCUAUUGUCAAUCCUGCUUCAAUAAGCUCUUCUCACUCUGAUCUCAACCAAUCUACAACUUUGUCAAAUGGCUUAGAAAAUGUAAACCAAGAUGAGAGAGUAUAUUUGCUGUUACUGACCCUUUGCUUAAAUAGGCUUAUAGAGAAUGUAAAGGUGAUGAGUAAAUAAGGGGACAUCGARACAUUACAUGAUUAGACUUAGAAAUUUUAUUUUAGGAUUCUAGUUUUAUAUCUUUUUAAUCCAGAACUUGGAUUUAGACCUACGUCUUACUAUUAAGUCCCUCUGCAGAUAUAUUUUCUGCAUGCACCUUUUGUUCUACCUCUGGUUUUCUCUUUCUAAUUUCUACCUCUCCUGGUGGCCCUGCUGUCCCUUGGCCUUCAGAUAUGUCCUGCUCCAAGCUUCCUUGUUUCCCUGAAUAAUCACUGCUGUGUCAUURUCCUUGCUGUUAGGAAUCAUGAUACCACUCUUUAAUUCUUUGCCUCUCCCUUCAAUGUAUUUCUCUUUUUCAUGGGGAAAUAGAUUUUUAACUGACAUCCUUGAUAAAUA